This is a messenger RNA of Ostreococcus tauri, 384 nucleotides long. RefSeq names its product Eukaryotic translation initiation factor SUI1. Gene Ontology annotation, biological process: translational initiation. NCBI's taxonomy places the organism in Eukaryota, Viridiplantae, Chlorophyta, Mamiellophyceae, Mamiellales, Bathycoccaceae. The coding region runs from base 1 to 384 and encodes 127 amino acids. Gene Ontology annotation, molecular function: translation initiation factor activity; RNA binding. The record is from RefSeq and is a predicted model, not a curated record. The transcript is spliced from 2 exons.
AUGGCCGACGACCUCGUUUUUGCGAACGAUCCCUUUGCGAACGAAGCGCUGGACUUUGGUGACGCCGAGGAUAAGCCCAAGAAGAAGGAAAAGAAGGGCGAGACCGCGGACUCGGUGCAGGGUAAUUACAUCCACAUUCGCAUGCAACAGCGAAACGGGCGGAAAUCGCUGACGACGGUGCAAGGCUUGAACCCGAAGAUUAACCUGAAAUUGGUGGUCAAGGAGUGUAAGAAGAAGUUCAACUGCAACGGAUGCAUCGUCGAGGACUCUGAGCACGGAGACAUCGUGCAGUUGCAGGGUGAUCAACGGAAGAACAUCGCGCAAUUCUUGGUGGACGAACGGAUCAGUAAGAAGGCGCUGAUCAAGGUGCACGGGGCGAUUUAA